AGUGGCUAUUGUGUAAGAUAACUAUUCUUUCUUUUUCUUCUUUUUUUCCGACGACCUACUCCGGCCAAUCAAAUUCAAAUCAGUCUCUCUGUCUCUGUGAGUGAAAGGAUAUCCUCGUAUGGAUUCAAUAGUGAGUGAAGUGGUGAUCAACGUAUGAAACUGAUUGCGUAAGCAAGUACGCAUCACGUGGUUGGUAGAGAGGGACAAAGUUAACUCAGAAAAGACCAAAACAAAAGGAAACAGGUGCUAGUGCGAUCCUUUCAUUUGCAUAAACACAAUGACGUGGACUUGCUUAUGUCUUUUAGCUUUGUCAGUGAGAAUCAACUUCACCUUUGAUAGAGGCAAAGCGUUUUGCUCCCUUUUUUUUUGAUUUCUAAUUGAUUCAUCUGUGUUGCUGCUUCUACAAUGGCCGUCUCCAUUGGGAGCCUACCAUGGUGUGACGUUGACUCUUCUUGCUUCCAAAGAAGCGUCAUAUAUCUCAUUAAUCUACUGUUCCUGUGCAUCUUCUACUUGCUCUUGGCAGCUAGUUGUGUUUCCAAACAGUUUACUAUCAGGAGCCGCAACAAAGGAUGGACCUUUGUCGCUGCAGCUAUAUGCUGUCUUGUUACUAGCAUCACUUUCAUUGGUGCUGGUUUAAAAUUUCUGAUUGAUGGUGCUAAUAACGUCUUUUGGGUCUCUUGCGUUGUUCAAGGCAUCAUUUGUCUCUCACUUGCGGCUUCUCCGUUUGUUCAAGGGAUCUCAAAAUGGAUUAACAUCGUUACAUCUGUUUGGUGGGUGUCUUUUGCUUUGUUGGAUUCAGCUGAAAAGAUUGAGAUACUUUCACAGGGAGAAGGCAUCAGAGUAUUAGACAUCAUAACAUGGCCUGUGAGCCUUAUGCUUCUUAUUUGCUCCUUCAUAUCUCUCAAAGCCUCUCCAGCUCCUCAAGAUUUCAGUGAAACAGGUCUUUCUGAUCCUUUAUUAACUGAAAAACCGGCGAGGUUGGCCACAGCUGGGUUUUUCAGCAUCUUGACAUUCUCUUGGAUGAAUCCUUUACUCUUGGCUGGUUUCAAGAAACCAUUGUCCUCAGAAGACAUCCCUAGUAUACUCCCAGAGGAUGAGGCUAAGUUAGCUUACACUAAAUUCUCUCAAGCAUGGGAUACACUUCUCGCGGAAGGAAGCUUAACUAAGGAAAGAAACUUGGUGUUUAGAGCCAUUGCAAAAGUUUACUUCAAGGAGAACAUAUUCACAGCAGUUUGCGCCUUAUUCAGAACCAUUGCUGUUGUAUCUCUUCCACUAAUGCUAUACGUCUUUGUGAACUAUGCAAACAGUGACCACCGUGAUCUCCGUAUUGGUCUCUUCAACUUAUCUUGUCUAGUUUUGCUGAAGCUAGUUGAAUCCUUGUCAAUGAGACACUGGUACUUUGCGGCAAGAAGAUCAGGGAUGAGGAUUAGAUCAGCUCUGAUGGUAGCUGCCUACAAAAAGCAGCUAAAGCUAUCAAGCUUGGGGAGGAAACAUCAUUCAUCUGGAGAGAUUGUGAACUACAUCGUGGUGGAUGCAUACCGUAUGGGAGAGUUCUUGUGGUGGUUCCACUCAGGAUGGAGCGUUACACUGCAGCUUUUGCUAUCUACAGUUGUUCUCUUUGGAGUGGUUGGAGCAGGAGCCUUUCCAGGUUUGAUUCUUCUUCUCCUCUGUGGUCUCCUUAACCUACCGUUUGCAAAGAUGCUGAAGAACAGCCAGACGCAGUUCAUGAUGGCGCAGGAUAAACGUCUGAGGUCAACCUCAGAGAUUCUGAACAGUAUGAAAGUCAUUAAGCUGCAGUCAUGGGAAGAGGAGUUCAAGAAACAGAUUGAGUCUUUCCGUGCUGAUGAGUUUAGAUGGUUGGCUAAGGCUCAAAUGACAAAGGCCUUUGGUACUUUCCUGUAUUGGCUGUCUCCAACAAUAGUUUCCGCUGUUAUCUUUGUGGCGUGUGGUUUGCUGAAGAGCGCUCCGCUGAACGCAAGCACCAUCUUCACUGUUUUAGCUACGCUGAGAGUUAUGUCAGAGCCUGUUAGGCUUAUACCUGAAGCUAUCUCCGCUAUCAUCCAAGUCAAUGUGUCUUUUGACAGGAUAAACAACUUCUUGCUUGGUGAUGAGCUGAAGAUUGAUGAAGUUGAAAGAAGUGUUCUGGAGAAAUCUGGAGAAGUAGUUGACAUACAAGCUGGCAACUUCAGCUGGGAUCCAGAGAUGACAAAGACUCCAACUCUAACGAAUAUAAGUUUGGACAUAAAUUGUGGGCAAACAGUUGCGGUUUGUGGACCAGUUGGUGCUGGAAAAUCUUCGUUGUUGCAUGCAUUACUCGGAGAGAUACCUAAAGUUUCUGGAACUGUAAAGGUCUCUGGGUCCAUAGCUUAUGUUUCUCAGACCUCUUGGAUCCAAAGUGGUACCAUAAGGGACAACAUCCUCUAUGGAAAGCCAAUGGAAGCCAGACGAUACAACGCUGCUAUUGCAGCAUGUGCGUUGGAUAAGGACUUAAAUGACUUUAGACAUGGUGAUCUCACAGAGAUAGGACAAAGAGGGCUUAACUUGAGUGGAGGACAAAAGCAAAGGAUUCAGUUGGCACGUGCCGUCUAUGCAGACGCUGAUGUUUACCUGCUUGAUGAUCCUUUUAGUGCUGUGGAUGCUCAUACUGCUGGAGUUCUUUUUCAUAAAUGUGUUGAGGACUCGCUGAGGGAGAAAACUGUCGUUCUGGUCACUCACCAAGUUGAAUUCCUCUCAGAAGUUGAUCAAAUUCUGGUUAUGGAAGAAGGAAGAAUCACUCAAUCAGGUAAGUAUGAGGAACUCUUAAUGAUGGGGACUGCAUUCCAACAGCUGGUGAAUGCUCAUAAUGAAAGCCUGGGAGAUUUUAAGCAAGGGGGUAUAAACAGAGAGAUGGGAGAUAUCAAUAUUGUCGAAAAAGUAAAAGAAGAAAUCAAAACAAUUGAUACAAGAGGGAUCCAACUUACACAAGAGGAAGAAGUAGAGUCAGGUUAUGUUGGAUUGAAACCUUUCUUGGACUACUUCCGUGUCUCCCAAGGAUGGUUUCUUCUAUCAGCAACCGUAUUGGGACAGGUUGGUUUUGUAGUUUUCCAGGCUGCAUCAACAUACUGGCUUGCAUUUUCUAUUGGGAUCCCUAAACUCUCAACUACGAUGGUUAUUGGCGUCUACAGCGUUAUCUCCACUCUCAGUGCUGGUUUUGUAUACUCCAGAGCUGUUACGACUGUCUAUCUUGGGCUAAAAGCUUCCAAAGCUUUCUUCUCUGGUUUCACAAAUGCAGUCUUCAAAGCUCCCAUGCUGUUCUUUGAUUCUACUCCAGUUGGACGCAUUCUCACCCGAGCCUCAUCUGAUAUGAACAUCUUGGACUUUGACAUUCCAUCUGCGUUCAUACUUGUUGUAGUACCUGCUGUUGAGCUCACUGCUGCUCUUAUCGUGAUGACAUAUGUUACAUGGCAAGUGAUUAUCAUAGCUCUUCUUGCUCUGGCAGCCACCAAAGUUGUUCAGGAUUACUAUCUAGCCUCUGCAAGGGAGCUGAUCAGGAUCAAUGGAACAACCAAAGCUCCAGUGAUGAAUUAUGCUGCAGAAACCUCACUUGGAGUUGUGACAAUAAGAGCUUUUGGAACGGUAGAUAGAUUCUUCAAAAGCUACCUAAACCUAGUGGAUGCAGAUGCGGCACUGUUCUUUCUGUCUAAUGCAGCCAUGGAAUGGGUCAUUAUGAGGAUAGAGAUUCUGCAGAAUGUGACUUUAUUCACCUGUGCACUACUGCUUAUCCUUAUUCCCAAGGGAUACAUAGCUCCAGGUUUAGUUGGGCUCUCACUCUCAUAUGCAUUAACAUUGACACAAACUCAGGUGUUUCUAACCAGAUGGUAUUGUACCUUAUCAAACUCCAUCAUUUCGGUAGAGAGGAUAAAACAGUAUAUGAGCAUACCAGAAGAACCUCCUGCGGUUGUGGACGGUAGAAGACCACCGUCCUCAUGGCCUUCUAAUGGUACCAUUCACUUGCAGGAGCUUAAGAUAAGAUACCGUCCCAAUGCUCCAUUGGUUCUCAAAGGAAUCUCUUGCACGUUCAGGGAAGGGACAAGAGUUGGAGUUGUGGGGAGAACAGGAAGUGGGAAAAGCACUUUGAUCAGUGCUUUAUUUCGUUUGGUAGAACCAGCAAGUGGUUGCAUAUUGAUUGAUGGUAUUGACAUAAGUAAGAUUGGUCUGAAGGACCUGAGGAUGAAACUCAGCAUCAUUCCUCAAGAGCCAACUCUUUUCCGUGGCUGCAUAAGGACCAACCUUGAUCCUUUAGGUGUUUACUCCGACGAUGAAAUCUGGAAGGCUCUCGAGAAGUGUCAGCUCAAGAUAACGAUCAGCAAUCUCCCUAAUAAACUUGAUUCAUCAGUGAGUGAGGAAGGAGAGAACUGGAGCGUGGGACAGAGACAGUUGUUCUGUCUGGGGAGAGUGCUGUUGAAGAGGAACAAAAUAUUGGUGUUAGAUGAAGCUACAGCUUCCAUUGAUUCAGCCACUGAUGCAAUCAUUCAGAAAACUAUAAGAGAGGAGUUUUCCGAGUGCACGGUGAUAACAGUUGCUCAUAGAGUACCAACGGUUAUAGAUUGUGACAUGGUCAUGGUUCUCUCAUUUGGUGAUAUUGUGGAGUACAACGAGCCUUGGAAGCUGAUGGAGACUGAUUCUUACUUCUCCAAGCUAGUUGCUGAGUAUUGGGCAAGUUGCAGAGGACAUUCUUCUCAGAAUCUUCAAGUCCACAUCUAAUAUCUUUUGCAAGUCUACUUGUAUCAGCUGCUACUGAAAUAGAAAUGUCUAAUAAUUCACAUUAUUAAAUAAAAAAUGUCAUUAUUAAAUAAAAGAAAGACACAAAAGCGAUGAUCACUAAUCAGAAACAGAGGAGUGACGUCAUUUUCCGAUAGAAAAUUAACAGAUAUUUACUUCCCCAGCCAUCCCUCUCCACGACUACAUCUUCCAAAACAGCUUUGAGCCUUUGAGUUUUCCGCUGAACGAUGCUUGAUCAACGGUACCACUGACUCCAUCUGGGAGAUAUUGAGGAAGGAUCUAAGAGCAAGACUAGCUAACGCAAUGUAAACUUUAAAAUGUAAUUAUUUUUCAGGCACUAGAGCAAAUAUUUUUACUGUAAGUUUCUUCUUUCUUUUGUUUUUCACAACGUUGAAAAAUAUAUACAUCUAAAAUUAUUAUUGAUAAUAAAAAAUAGUGGUGUUAAGAAAAAUAGUGGUGGUUUUUUUGGGUAUAGGGUUUCAAAUUUUAAAAAAUAAAAAAUUAAAAUUAAAAUUUUCAAAAUAAAAAAGAGUUAUUUUAAUCAUUUUCAAUGGCUAUUUUUGUGACAUAACCUUAAAAAUUGCUAUCUGACAGAAUUGUCCGAUAGUUAAUCACUAAAUUUUAAUAGGAGUAAACAAACAAAAAUAUUUAUCUUCUUAAAAUGGAGAAAGUACAAUAACGCGAAUUUGUUCUCUCCUUCCUCGCCAUUGCUUACCUCGGAGCCAUCUCUAUACCACUGCGAAUCCGUUUUACAUGGAGGCUGAGAUCACUAAACAGGCAAAAGCCUCCUCCGCGAAGAUGAUCAUUACGAACCGAUGCUACGUCGAUUAGCUAACAAACCUUCAAAACGUUUUGAUAGUUUGCGUAGACGACGCUGUUUCGUUAUUUAGCGGUUGCGUGAGCUUCACGGAACAAACUCAAGCGGACGAAACAGAGCUUCCUAAACCGGAGACCACGGGGCUUGCAAAGGGAGUGAUGAUUACUCAUAAGGGGUUAGUUACGAGCAUCGCUCAGAAAGUCGACGGAGAAAACUCUAAUUUCAACUUAACCGAACAUGACGUCAUCCUCUGUUUUCUCCCAAUGUUUCACACUUACGCGUUGAACUCGUUGAUUCUUCCUGCAAUUAGGCUGGUGCGGCAAUCUUGAUCGUUCCGAGGUUUGAGUUGAAUCUAGUGAUGGGGCUGAUUGAGAGGUACAAAGAACACGGUUUUUUCCAGUGGCUCCUCCGGUAGUUUUAGCGUUCGUUAAGUCCCCGGAGACUGAGAGAUAUGACCUGAUUUCCGUGAGGAUGAUGAUGUCAGCCGCGGCGACGCUUAGGAAGGAGCUCGAAGACGCCGUGCGCUGCAAGUUUCCAAUGCCAUAUUAGGGCAGGUUAGUUUUAAAUAGUAUCCUCACUUCUUCACAAAUAUUUUAUUAGUUUCUUCGUAAGUUUUAGUGCAACUGGACAUAGGGAUUCUAGCCUAAAAAUCUUCAAAAUCCAAGAAAUGGGAAUGUUGAUAUUGAUAUUUUGGGCCGGAAGAUGUGUAUCUUACGUACCAAGACUGCAAGCCCGUGAAAUCCAUCAAGACUCUAAGACUAAAAGGAAAGAUUUGAAGAAAAAUUUAGUCUCAAAUAUUCUUAACAUAUUUACAUUAAGUAUUUAAAAAAGUUAGUAUUAUCUAGUGGUGUGAACAUUAUAUUAAUGUUACCGUUAUAUAUAUGUAUCUUAUAUUCUCAUAUGAAACACAAUCAAUAAUAUUAUAUUCUAUGGUUAACGAUUCGUAGGAGAGUAAUAAUUUACUACUUGUAAAUGUACUUUGGGGUUAACGUGCAUCUGUCGUUGUAAUAUAAAUUCGUUGUAACAUUGUUACCUACCAAAAUCAAAAUUUUCCUAUAAAUAUGAUCUUCUCCCUCAUUCUUAAGAUGCACAAAAAAAAACGAAAAAAGUAAAAAAAAAUGCCUAGAAAUAUCUAUGAGCUUCGGAGUUGGAUGUAUGCGCAUAAAGAUUCAAGGGGAAGAGUAACAGAAGAAUUUCUCAACGGAGCAGAGAUGUUCAUGUACCAGGCCGGACAGACGUCUCUCACACUGGAAAUGGGUAAAAUGUUAUGUCCAUGUCGUAAAUGCAACAAUACCAAGUUUGAUGCUAGUGAAACGGUUUGGAAACAUAUAGUAAAUAGAGGAUUUACUCCACAUUACUAUAUCUGGUUUAACCACGGAAAAGGUGAUUAUAGGAAUGAAGCUAAUAGUAGUAAUCAGGUUGAAAAUGUUCGCAACAGAGAUGAACCACAUUUGUCUCCUGAAAGUUGUAACCUUCAGGAGGAUCAUAUGGUAGAUCAUGAUAGGAUGCAUGAUAUGGUUACAGAUGCAUUUCGUGAAACAAGAUCAGUAAUAGAGGAGGUAGAAAAUGUAGAGGGACCUAACUUGGAUGCAAAAAGAUUUUAUGAAAUGCUAGCAGCAGCUAAUGAGCCAAUUUAUGAAGGUUGUAGAGAAGGUAUUUCUAAAUUAUCAUUGGCAGCUAGGAUGAUGAAUAUCAAAACUGAUCAUAACUUACCUGAAGUUUGUAUGGAUGCAUCAGUUGUUUAAAGAGUAUUUGCAUGAAGAUAAUAUGUGUGAUGAAUCUUAUUAUGAGAUUCAGAAACUGGUUCAUAGCCUUGGCUUAUCUUCGGAGAUGAUUGAUGUGUGUAUGGACAAUUGUAUGAUAUACUGGGGAGAAAAUGCAGAAUUGUUAGAGUGUAAAUUUUGCAAAAAGCCACGAUAUAAACCGCAAGGACGUGGGCGUAAUAGGGUGUCGUACCAGCGGAUGUGGUACUUACCUAUUAAGGAUAGACUGAAGAGAUUAUAUCAAUCUGAAAAGACGACAGCAGCAAUGAGAUGACAUGCAGAACAUACGCAGAAGGAAGGUGAGAUCAAUCAUCCCUCUGAUGCAAAAGCGUGGAAACACUUGAAUUCGGUGUACCCUGAUUUUGUAAGCAACCCCCGCAACGUUUAUCUUGGACUCUGCACAGAUGGCUUUAGUCCAUUUGGAAUGUCUGGAAGACAAUAUUCCCUUUGGCCAGUCUUCUUGACGCCAUACAACCUUCCACCAGUGUAUGGAAAAGGAAUUGCUUUUCAUGAGUAUAUUGAUAACUGGGCCAAAGCAUCCGAAGAGGUCCCUUGAUGUUUUUCUACAGCCUUUGAUAGAAGAAUUGAAGGAAUUAUGGUCAACAGCCGUGCAGACAUAUGAUUGUUCAACGAGAACAAACUUUACAAUGCGAGCAGUCUUUUGUGAACCAUUAGUGACUUUCCUGCAUACGGGAUGUUGUCAUGUUGGACGACGCAUGGGAGGCUAUCUUGUCCUUAUUGUAUGGGAAGCACAAACACAUUUCAGAUGAAGAAUGGUAGGAAGACGUCUUGGUUUGAUUGUCAUCGGAGAUUUCUUCCCAUUAACCAUCCGAACCGAAGGAACAAGAAAUUGUUUCGGCCAAAAAGGGUUGUACGAGACACCGCUCCACCACAUUUAUCUGGAGAGGAAAUCGAGAAGGAUAUUGAUUACUAUGGUGGAUAUGACACAGUCAAGAAAGGGGGUAAUUGGCAUACUACUGCAAAUAUGUCUGCUGGUUACGGGACACAACAUAAUUGGCACAAGAAGAGUAUAUUUUGGGAACUUCUAUAUUGGAAAAAUCUACUUCUACACCACAAUCUUGAUGUGAUGCAUAUAGAGAAGAACUUCUUUGACAACAUCAUCAAUACAUUGUUGAACGUCCCCGGGAAGACAAAAGAUAACAAGAACUCAAGGUUGGAUUUGCUUACAUUAUGUUCUAGGAUUGAGCUGCAUAUUAGAAACGAUGGGAAAAUUUCGGUUCCCAUUUUCAGAUUGUCAGUAGAAGCAAAAGCAGCGUUGUUCAAGUGGGUGGCAUCAGAUGUGAAGUUUUAUGAUGGAUAUGUUUCCAAAUCUAUCAAAAUGUGUUGAUCAGCAGGGGCAAAUGUUUUCAGGGAUGAAGAGUCAUGACUGUCAUGUGUUUAUGCAACGACUUCUACCAUUUGCAUUUGCGGAGUUGCUUCCAAAAAAUGUUCACGAGGCACUUGCAGGUAACAAACAAAGUUAUUAUUACUUCUUGUUGGAAAAAAACUUAUAUAAAGUAUCUUACGUUGGCUUGUACAUUUGUAGGCAUCGGAAAUUUUUUCAGAGAUCUUAGCGCACGCACCUUAACUGUAGAUGUCAUCAGACAACUUGAUGAGAAUAUCUCGAUCUUGAUGUGCAACUUGGAGAAAAAAUUUCCUCCGUCAUUUUUUGACGUCAUGGAACAUUUAGUUGUCCACCUUCCGUACGAGGCAUUGCUUCGUAGACCUGUUCAUAAUGGAUGGAUGUAUCCUUACGAGCGAGCCAUGAAAUAUUUGAAAGGGAAAACAAAAAAUUUAGCUAGGGUGGAAGGUUCAAUAGUUGCUGGGAGUUUGAAUGAGGAAACAUCUCACUUCACGUCGUACUACAUUGGGUCCCAAGUCCAAACUUGGAAAACGACUAUGAGCAGAUAUGAUGAUGGUGGUGUUAUACCGACAUAUAUUGUUGAAGAUGUUCCAGACAUAUUUUGUCAGAUUAGACGUCUAGGUGGGAAACUUAAAGAAGUUUGGUGGUCGAGUACAGAUGACGCUCACAGUGCCCACACAUAUAUACUCCUUAACUGCGAGGAGAUUGAGUCAUUUGAAAGGUAAUUAAAAUUAAUUUGGCCGUUACAUUUUACCAGACAUAUGUAUAGUACUCUUUAAUGAUCAUAUAUAUUGGCAUAAAACAGCGAUUUCGUUGCCCAAGUCGAAGAAGCUAUACCAGGGAUAUCAACCAAUGAUCUCAACAAAAGGAAAGACCAACAUUUUGUGAAGUGGUUGAAAACGCAUGUAUACAACACAAUAAUUAAUUAAAGUUAUAUAUUAUUAUAUAAUUAAUUAAGUUAUAUAUUUAUAUAUAUGUUGAUGAUCCAGGUUGAUUAUGAUGAUCCAUUCUAUCAGUGGUUUCACGAAAUGAUACAAGGUCCGGUCGCUAAGGUCACCACAGCAUAUAUGUAUUUCACACGAGGUUACACUUUUCACACUUACGAAUAUGGAAGUCAGCGAGCAACAAUGAACUAUGGAGUACGUAUGAAAGGUGAAACUGAUUUCUAUGGAAUCUUACAAGAGAUCAUCGAAGUGGAGUUCCGCGGCCUGAUGAAGCUGAAAUGCGUUCUCUUCAAAUGUGACUGGUUUGACCCCACCGUCAAUAGAGGUGUUCGGUAUAGCAAGUUUGGAGUUGUUGAUAUAAAUUCUACAUGGAGGUACAACAAAUUUGAACUCUACAUAUUGGCAUCUCAAGCAGACCAAGUUUGUUUUAUUCCAUACCCAAGGAUUAGACAAUCUGGAAUAUCUUGGUUAGCCCCUAUAAAAGUUACACCUCGGGCCGAGUCUUGACAGAAGAACAACCGCCUUUAUAAGAAGAUGUCGUAAAUGAAGUAGAAGUACCUUAGCAAGCUACAAAUGAUAUCUUGCUUGUUGAUCCACACAACCAGGGAUAUGAAGAACUUCCAGACGAUGCAACAGAUGAAGCCAAUGAAGAUGAAUUUGAAGAAAAUGAUGAAGUGGAUGACGUUUCUGAUGAUGAGUGAUCGAAUUUGUGUUUUAUUAUAUUAUUAACUUAUUAGAUCAUGUUUGCUCAAUUAUAUAUGAACUUUGGGGUUUAGAAGUGUAUACAACUUAUGAUGUUUGUCGUUUGGGGUUUGGGGUUUCGGUUUUAGGGUAUAAACACAAAUCGAAGCUAAUUAGUCGUAACGUACGACUGAUUAACGACUAUUAUAAAAAGAGACGAAGUUAAUUAGUCGUAAGUUACGACUCAUUUACGACUAAUCUAAAACGAGUCGAAGCUAAUUAGUCGUAACGUACGACUGAUAAACGACAAUCAUAAAAAGAGACGAAGUUAAUUAGUCGUAAGUUACGACUCAUUUACGACUAAUCUAAAACGGGUCGAAGCUAACUGGUCGUAAACUACGACUCAUUUACGACUAAUAUAAAAUCAGUCGUAGCUAAUUGGUCGUAUCGUUGGUCCCUAAUUAGUCGUAAACCCUUUUGAAAUUUCCUAUAAAUACUCACCAUAUUGAUUCUCAAAACUCAAACUAUUUUUAGAAAUAUCUGAGAAAAAGAGAAGAGAGAUACUGAGAAACAAGUGGGCGGAGACAAGGCGAGACCUACGUAUAAACGUAGGUUUCGCUUUGUCUCUUCCCAUCUGUGAUUCCAGUAUAUUAUUUCUCUUUUUUUUUUAAUAUAACAACGGUAGUCCCUAAUUGGUCGUAAAGGUCUUCGUCCCACAUUGGUCGUAAAUUUACGUCUCGUUUACGAUUCUGAGUCGCUCAUUGGUCGUAAAAUAAAAAAUAUUUUUGUCCUUUAUUGGUCGUAACUUUAUUUGGUCUCCCAUUGGUCGUAAAUUUACGUCUCGUUUACGGCUCUUAGUCGUUCAUUGGUCGUAAUAUUACUACCCAUUUAUGAAUAUACCUAGACCUCGCGAAGCCAUUUGGUUGCUUAUUCUCUUCUCUCUAACAACGAUUUCCCUUCUCUCUCUAGGUAAUUUUUUUUUUUUAGUUUUAGGUGGUUAGUUAGGUGAUUAGAUUAGGUUUGGAAUUAGUUUAGGAUGGAAGUAGAUUAGGAUGGAGUUAGAUUAUGAUGGAAUUAGAAUAGGUUUAGAUUAUUUUUAUAUAAAAAAAAUAAAUUGUUUAUAACCAUCUAUUUUUUGUUUUUUUUUUCCAGAUUGACGAUAUUGCUAUGGUUGGCGGUAAACAAAGACUUAGGAACCUUGCGCCUAAAAACUCUUACGUGAGUACAUUUCUCCCACAGUUGGAUCCAUCAGCUUCUACUUCCGGCACUGCAUCCGGCCAAGAGAAUGUCCCUGAGAGCCAAGUUCCUACUGCUCCGUAUGUGCCUCCACAUGCAUAUGACCCUGAAGCUUACUAUCCCGAGUUUGAUGACCUUGCUCAAUUCUUCCCCAGUAUGAUGAGCCUCCACAGAAGCCUCGGUAUGAGGAGCAUCAUCCUCCACACCAUCCUCAAUAGUAGUACACUGCUUCCGAAGCUGCUCCGGCUCCUGCAGCUGCUCCGGCUCCUGCAGCAGUUCAUCCAGAUUUGAUGGUGCCACCGAAUGCACCAUAUGCAAGAUAUACAGUGGAAGACCUUCUCCAGAUGCCGGGACGAGAAGGUUUACCGCGCAUCGAUCCAGAUCGAUCACCCAACACUUACUGGUAAUUUUUAAUAUAUUAAAGUUUUAAUUGCAUUUAAAUAUACAUAUUAUACAUAUUUGUCUAAAUAUAUGUAUUUUUUCAAAUUUGUAGGUUUUUUACGGACAAUUGUGUGGGACAGAGCGUUGGAGAUAUCAUCAGGGCAAACUUCUGGGAAGUGCAUCCGAACUGGUCUCUUACACCUGACCACGUUCGGAGGACUUGGUUCAAGUGCUUCGUGGUUAGUUUUAAAUAUAAUUUUUUUUAUUGUUUAUUUAAAAAAUAAUAAUUUUUUUAAUUCAAUUUUUUUUAUUAAUGACUUUUUGUAGCAAAAAUGGAAUUGGUCCAUUGCUGUCAACGAAGCGGUGUACAAAAAGGUGAUGGCUCACCUAAAGAACAUUGUUGUUGAUUGGAAGGAGAAGUGGAGGGUUUUGGGGGACGACGCAAAAGAACCUUUCUCAUCAAUGACGUUUGGAAGGGCUUGGAGGCUUAUUGGAAUUUGCCUAAGUCAGUUCAAAGGUCUCUCACUUGCUCUACGGCUCGGUUGACCCGCGAUGAUGAUGGUAACCUGCCAAUACCUCAUACUUCCAGACAGAUUCCACACGUCGGGAGGGCACUACAAAUUGUAAGUCUUCGAUAUUUCUUAAUUUUUAUUAAAUAUAUAUUAAUUAAGUAUUUAUUGAAUGCGUGAGUUUAAUUUAAUUUUUUUUUUUAUACAGACUGCCUAAGAAGGAGCACCACCAUCUCUGGCCCGACUUUACAAGACGACACACCAGCAUUCUGAUGGCACCUUUUCGCAUCCUCGAGCAGAGAGGAUCUACAACACUGUUGAGGCUCGGAUCCACGAGGUCAAGACUCAGUUGUCGCAACAAAAUCCGGAAGGUGCACCGGUCCAGCUGUCCACCGUCGAACAAGACAAAAUUUUUGAGCAGGUCAAACAUUCGAUCUUUUAAAUAUAUGUUUAUUUACAUUUUUUUCUUUAAAUUAGUUUUACAUGAUAUGUACUAAUUAAUAUUUAUUUAUUAAUUGAAAGUUGCCCCGAAGAAAAGGGGACGUAUUGUCGGGAUCGGGUCUGUGAACGAUGUCCCGCGGGAGAGAGCUGAACACGCUGCAAGAAUGGAAGAAGAAUCUUCUCUCCGUAUCGAUUUGACAGCUGACAAAGAAGUCAUAGCCGACCACAGAGACAAAUUUGCGGUUAUGGCAAAUAUGUUUGAUAUGAUGAUAGAGACAAACCCAAAUGUCAAGCCGGCUCUUGCCUCUAGGUGGCAGUCUCUACGUCCGACCUUCAUCCCCGAGCCCACUCCGGAAGAGCAGGCGGAUUUAGAGCGACGUGCGGAUGAACAUAGUUCCGACCUCUUCGACGAAAUAAACCUUAACACUUAGUUUUUUUGGCUUUAAUUAAUUUGUAUUUUGAAUGUUUUAUAUUAUGGAUAUUAUUAUGUUUCCGGAUAUUAGAUAUUUUCUUUUAAUUUUAUCAAAUUAAAAAAAUUUAAAUCAAACUAAAUUAAAAUAUUUGAUUUUAAUUAAUAUAUAAAAUUCGUAAAUAAAUAUAAAAUUCGAAAAUAAAUAAAUAAAGUUGGUCAAAUUACGACCAAUGAACAUCUAACCUUGAUAUAAUGUGGUCGUUACAUUACAACGAAUAAACAUCGACAUAAGAGGUAUAUUGGUCGUAAAUUUACGACCAAUGUACAUCUAAUAAAUGAGACUUAAAUGUGCGUCACUUUUACGACUAAUUCUUUUACGAUUAACUUGCGACCAAUUUUCUGAGUCGUACGUGUACGUCUGAUUUACGACUAAUUCUAUUAGUUGUAAUAUUACGACCAAUGUGCCUCUAAUAAUUAUUUACGACCAGCUUCUAACGACCAUUUGAUUUUCGAAGUUAAUUAGUCGUAAAGCCCCUUUUACGACCAAAUAGUUACUAAUACUGUAGUCGUUAAGGUCAUGUUUUCUUGUAGUGCUUGACUGAUCCCAACCCUGAAGGGAACAUCACCAAGCCAAUACUAGAACAGCAACAUCAGAAACAAUCGCAAGGUCAAAUCUACAUCAACUCCAGCAGCUACUAUCCAUCCGACACUUGGAUGAACAAAAUCCAUCACUAAAACUAAGGUACAAGAACUAAAGAACUUGAAACGCCACUGGAAAAAACGUCAAAGAAGACCACCAGCUCUUACACGCUGACACUCGCAAAACAGCCAAGUGACCUACAGAACAAAGACUGCUCACCUCCUCGCAAGAGAAGAACUGAAGAACAAAUCAGUUUCUAGAACCAUAUCCCAAAUCCACAUAGGACAAGGAAAAAUCUAGUAAAUACCUCAACAGCGAACACAAAUCACAAAGACGAACCCAAAUAGUGAGCUUAGGUUGAGACGAUGAGACCAUGACCACUACAAGCGAAUUAAGAUGGGGUUUUUCACGGAUAUCAUUCCCAAAUCUCCAUCGGGGAAAAUAUUGAGAAAGCAUCUAAGAGCAAGACUAGUUAUAAUGGACUAAUGAACCAAAGUUAAAUUGGUCAAACACAUGCUCUUGUGAAUGGUUCACCAAACUUAAGCUUUAAAACUAGUGCUAAUUGCGAUGUCAGAGUACCAAUCUAUAUGAUUUUAUGUUGUCUCGUUAUGUGGUUUUGUUUGGUUGGUAGAAUUAUCACUAACAUUGUUGAUCACUCUAAAUUUAUUUUCAUGUGAUUAAUUUGAGUCUCUAUUCCAAAGACAUGAUAAUAACACUGUUAAACCAACAUCAUUGUAUAUCCAAACAAGUUUUUUGUCAUUCAGAUUUGGCAUCAUACUAAGAUACAACCAUAUUAAAAUUACAAGGAUUUAAUAGUUCCUACCAGAUUUAAUUCAAUAACGAGGACAAACACACAUAAGUUGAUAUGAUCCCCAUUGUCAUACAUGAUGUCAACAAUUAAACAUCUAAGAUUUACUUAUGGUCUUCAAACGCAAAACAAACAAAGAAGCUUUAGAUGUCUUAAGCUAAUGGUGUCACUACAAAAAAACAAGUUUGUUGCAAGGGAAGAAACUCUCGCAAUUCCCUUGCAAAUUGCGAUUUGCAAGGGAAUUGCGAUGGAAACAUUUUCGUCGCAAAUCCGUGCUCACAAAUAAAAAACACUCGCAAUUCCCUUACAAAUUUGCGAGGGAAAACGUUUCCAUGCGAGGAAAAACGUUUCCACGCAAAUUUGCAACGGAAGACGGUUCCUUGCAAAUUUGCGACGGAAAAGGGUUCGUUGCAAAUUGCGAUGGAAAAUGGUUUCUCACAAAUUUGCAAUAGAUUUAUGAAACACAGUUUCCUCGCAAAUGUUUUGAAAAAUAUUUUUAAAAAUAUAUAAUUUUCGCUAUUUUUGACAUUAUUAAAAAUUAAAAAAUUAUAAAUCACAAAAUACAAUGGAAAUAUAUAAUACAUUGAUUUUUUUUUACAAAAUAAUUGAAUUUGGUUUACAAAUAAAAGUUAGGUUUACAAUUAAAUCCGGUUGACAAACUAAACCAGAAUUAAAAAAAGAAGAAGAAGUAAAACCAGAAAAAAUACUAAACCUAAUCUUCAAGCUUUAAGCCGCCUCCUCGGCCUAACCGGAUCUCACAGCGCCGCUCUGUCACACCAUCGCCGCACCACCAACUGCUUUUGCACCACCAACGGCUUUUGCAUCACCAACGCACCACCCUUAACCGGAGACACUCUCUGUCACACCACUGCUUCUCUUUCCUGUUUCAUCACUGCUGCUUCUCA
Brassica napus (rape) is the source of this 15661-nucleotide messenger RNA. RefSeq names its product ABC transporter C family member 8. Gene Ontology annotation, biological process: transmembrane transport. Lineage: Eukaryota; Viridiplantae; Streptophyta; Magnoliopsida; Brassicales; Brassicaceae. Gene Ontology annotation, molecular function: ATP binding; ABC-type transporter activity; ATP hydrolysis activity. The coding region runs from base 406 to 4743 and encodes 1445 amino acids. The transcript is spliced from 12 exons. The record is from RefSeq and is a predicted model, not a curated record. Gene Ontology annotation, cellular component: vacuolar membrane; plant-type vacuole.